Molecule: messenger RNA, 924 nt
Organism: Fusarium sp. VM40
Lineage: Eukaryota; Fungi; Ascomycota; Sordariomycetes; Hypocreales; Nectriaceae
Source: the annotation of a GenBank genome assembly
AUGCCUAUCAUUGCUGUAGCUGGAGGCGCGGGUAAGUUGGGCCGUGCCAUUGUUGAAGCAAUCGUUGAAAAUGGCCAGCACGAAGUUGUGAUCCUGGCUCGAGAAGCUAAAGAUGUCGGAGCAAUCAGGGCCAUCGCCGUCGACUACACUGAUGUUGGCGGACUUACUACUGCGCUUGAGUCUAACAAGAUCGAGAUUGUCAUAUCUACCAUCAAUGCUUUGCACGACGUCUCGGCUGAGCUGAAUUUGAUCCAAGCCGCUGAAAAGUCGGCAUCUACAAAAAGAUACAUCCCUAGUAUCUGGGGCAUCAAAUACACCCCCGAGGUUGCCUCGUAUUUUCCUAUUGCUCAGGCUAAACUCAACCUCAUUGCCGCGUUGGAAGCUACCUCGACCCUCGAGUACACCACUGUGAUUAACGGCUACUUUGCUGACGGCUGGGUCGCCCCCAAGGUCAAGUCCUACCAAGACCCCCUGCCUCUGGUGGUCGAUAUUCAGAACCAGGUCGCCGCUAUCCCUGGAUCUGGCAGCGAGCUCGUGGUUUUCACUCACACCUUUGACAUCGCACGCUUUGUCGCUCUACUUGUCGGUGCGCCGAAGUGGGACAAGGAAUCUUAUAUUAUUGGAGACAAGGUAUCAUGGAACCAAUUCGUGCAGUACGCCGAGGAAGCAAGGGGCGUCAAGUUUACCAUUAAGAACGACUCGAUCGAAGACCUCAAGCAGGGAAAAAUCACGGAACUGCCUUCUCACCCUCAUUUGUAUCCAUUCUUCCCCAAGGAGAUGCUUCAGGGUCUGUUUGCUGCCUUUGGGCGCAUGUUUGUUGAAGGGGUGUUUGACCUCAAGCCUGAGCACACGCUCAAUGAGGCGUUCCCUGAGGUGAAGGCGCGAAAGAUUAAGGAUCUUUUGUUCGAAGCUUGGGGCCAGUAA